Molecule: messenger RNA, 726 nt
Organism: Psilocybe cubensis
Lineage: Eukaryota; Fungi; Basidiomycota; Agaricomycetes; Agaricales; Agrocybaceae
Exons: 8
Coding region: 1-726 (241 amino acids)
Source: RefSeq, a predicted model, not a curated record
AUGUCAACAAGACAGCGUAUACCUGCAUUCUUGAAGAGGCUUAUUUCGGGCCAACCUUUUGACGAUGUCUCAGAUUUAAUACGUACGAUCGACAUGUGCAUUGCGACUAUUCGACUCGUGGAGAAAACUCCAAAGUUGGCAGACCGAAAAAUUUCAGAAUUUAAACGGCUCCAAGGGUUCAUCAUCGCAAAUACCGAUAAAUUGUUUACGAAGGUCAAGCCGCACGAAGUCCAAACCUAUACUGAAGUGUACAAUAGUCUCCUUCAAGACUACAGUAACAAAACUAUUACUAAUAAACAAGUUAUCAUUAACACCAUCGCGCGCCUCUGGUUUGGCCCUGGAAAACUCAUUGUCUCAGACUCCGGUGAAAAUUCCACACCGAUAUAUGUCGCAGACCAGCAGUCAAGCGACCAGCAGUCAAGCGACAAUGAAGAACUAAGUACAGAUUCUGGGGUUAUGUCAUCUCCAGUAGAUGAAGCUGCUCAGGACGAGGUUGGCGAGUUAAUCGAUAGUGCUUUAGCAUCAAAAGGAACUUGGGAGGACGCAGAUCUGAUUAUGAGAAAGAGCUUAGAAUUGGCGCGGAAAUUUGCUGAUGGGAGGCGUUAUCGUAUUGUCACUCCGAUACCAUCCUCUGCGUUUUUGGAUUCUGUCUUCCAAGCGCUUGGUAUGCUUCAUCCUUUACCAUUCCACACCUCCGAAGUUAAUCCCCACAAAAAGGCGACGUAG